Molecule: messenger RNA, 3683 nt
Organism: Larimichthys crocea (large yellow croaker)
Lineage: Eukaryota; Metazoa; Chordata; Actinopteri; Sciaenidae
Gene: wdr47a
Product: WD repeat domain 47a
Exons: 17
Coding region: 284-3031 (915 amino acids)
Molecular function (GO): protein binding
Source: RefSeq, a predicted model, not a curated record
UAAAGUUUGGGUGUCUGGAGGGGUGGAUGGAGGCGGUGCUCCUGCAGGCAGCAGGCAGCCGGCAGGGCUGGGCAGCAGCAGCAGCAGCAGCAGAGACGCUGCGGAGCGGCACAGAAAGAUCCGGCAAGGAGGGGACACAGACAAGGAGGAGGGGACAGAGAAGACCAGCACAGCUUUGACACAAUACCGAGCAAGUACCGUCGUGACAGCGUCUGUCAACAGCACGGACACAACCGAGCGGAGCUGCAUUUCUAUGUGCUUGUAGAAACAGCCCGUCGUCACCAUGACAACGGAAGAAACCAUAAAUGUGAAGGAGGUGGAGAUCAUCAAGGCGAUCCUGGACUUUCUCCACUCCAGGAAGUUGCACAUCAGCAUGCUGGCACUGGAGAAGGAGAGCGGCGUCAUCAACGGGCUCUACUCGGACGACAUGCUCUUCCUCAGGCAACUGGUGCUCGAUGGCCAGUGGGAUGAGGUCUUGCAGUUCAUUCAGCCUCUGGAGUGCAUGGAUAAGUUUGACAGAAAAAGGUUUCGUUACAUCAUCCUCAAGCAGAAGUUUCUGGAAGCUCUGUGUGUGAAUAACGCCAUGUCUGCAGAAGAUGAACCACAGCAUUUGGAGUUCACCAUGCAGGAAGCAGUCAAGUGUCUCCAUGCCCUGGAGGAGUUCUGUCCUUCGAAAGACGACUACAGCAAACUGUGUCUGCUCCUCACGCUGCCUCGCCUCACAAACCAUGCCGAGUUCAAGGAUUGGAACCCGAGCACGGCCAGGGUGCAGUGUUUUGAGGAGGCCUGCACCAUGGUAGCGGAGUUCAUCCCUGCAGACAGGAAGCUGAGUGAGGCUGGAUUCAAGGCCAGCAGGGAUCGACUCUUUCAGCUGCUCCUCAAGGGAGUCCUCUAUGAGUGCUGUGUGGAGUUCUGCCAGAGCAAGGCAACAGGUGAAGAGAUUACAGAGAGUGAGGUUCUCCUGGGUGUCGACAUGCUGUGCGGUAACGGCUGUGAUGACCUGGAUCUCUCCCUGCUCUCGUGGAUGCAGAACCUCUCCCACAGUGUCUUCUCCUGCGCCUUCGAACAGAAGCAACUCAACAUCCACGUGGACCGUUUGGUUAAGCCCGCAAAGACCGGCUAUGCUGACCUCCUCACCCCACUCAUCAGCAAACUGUCUCCAUACCCCUCCUCUCCACUGCGGCGCCCCCAGUCGGCUGAUACCUACAUGUCACGCUCCUUGAACCCGGCAUUGGACGGGUUGUCUUAUGGGCUGUCUGGCCAGGAUAAGAGAGCGAGUGGUGGGGAGGUACCGCAGGGCAAAGGGGUCUCACCCAUGUCCCACUCGUUUGCCAACUUCCACUAUCCCGGAACAGGAGGGCAGAGUCUGAGCAGGAGUCUCAUGAUGGAGAGCUCUGACUGCCACAGCAUCUUUGAGGAAUCCCCUGAAACGUCGAGGACAGAGACGCCUGUGGAUAAGAUGAUGAGUUCAGGUGGAGCUCAGAACCUGCGUCCUGCCUCAGCUCCAGGCGAGGAUGCACCAACACCUGGCUCCACUGAGAGGAAUGAGCUUCGGGACUCAACGGAGAAGUAUGAAGAAUACUACCGGCAGCGUCUUCGUGUGCAGCAGCACCUGGAGCAGAAGCAGCAGCAGAGGCAAAUGUACCAGCAGAUGUUGCUGGAGGGAGGUGUCCAGCAGGAGCCUCCGCCCAGCGACAUGCAGCACAGCCUCACAGAGAAGUUCCUCAACAGGUCCAUCCAGAAGCUGGAAGAGCUCAAUGUGGGGAUGGACAAUUUAGGAGAGGAGGUGAAGUCUCUGGCUCAGCAGUGUAAUGGCAAUGGCAACCCGCCCGCCUCAGAGGACAAUAACAACCCUCCGGCUGUGACUCCAGAGCAUACCAGGACCCGAGGGGGAGGGGUGCUCAGCAGCACCCCACAACACACUGUGGGGGGCCGCACGGUCCCGCCUCCAGAUGAGUCCCCUGUCGCCACCGAGAGGGAAGAGAAACACAAAGAAGAUCAGCAAGACUCUCCAGGAUCUUUGUCCCGAAGUAAAGAGGGUGAAAAAGAAAAAAGCCUGUUUGUGCCGGUUCAUACUCUGGAAGAUACUCAAGCUGUCAGAGCUGUUGCCUUUCACCCGUCUGGAGCUCUCUACGCCGUGGGAUCCAACUCCAAAACACUACGCGUCUGUGCUUAUCCUGAAACUUUAGACCCAAGUAGUUCGGGCCCAAUCAAGCAGCCGGUCGUCCGUUUCAAGAGGAACAAACACCACAAAGGAUCCAUCUACUGUGUGGCCUGGAGUCACUGUGGGCAGCUGCUGGCUACUGGCUCCAACGAUAAAUAUGUCAAAGUCCUACCUUUCAGUGCAGAGACAUGCAACGCCACAGGUCCAGACCUGGAGUUCAGCAUGCAUGAUGGCACCAUCAGAGACUUAGCUUUCAUGGAGGGUCCAGAAAGUGGAGGAGCCAUCUUGAUCAGUGCCGGAGCCGGUGACUGUAACAUCUACACCACGGACUGUCAGAGAGGACAGGGUCUGCACGCCCUCAGUGGACACACAGGUCACAUUCUGUCUCUGUAUACAUGGGGAGGCUGGAUGAUUGCUUCUGGCUCUCAAGACAAGACGGUGCGUUUCUGGGACCUGAGGGUGCCCAGCUGUGUCAGAGUAGUGGGAACUGCUUUCCAUGGCUCAGGCAGUCCUGUUGCCUCAGUAGCAGUGGAUCCUAGUGGCCGCCUCCUAGCAACGGGACAAGAAGACAGUGCGUGCAUGCUGUAUGACAUAAGAGGAGGACGAAUCGUCCAGGUGUACCGGCCGCACAGCAGCGAUGUGCGGUCGGUUAGGUUCUCCCCUGGAGCACACUACCUGCUCACUGGCUCCUACGACACAAAGGUCAUGGUCACCAACCUCCAAGGUGACUUGACAAAGCAGCUGCCUCUGACCGUGGUGGGAGAGCACGGCGACAAGGUGAUUCAGUGUCGAUGGCACACGCAGGACCUGUCCUUCCUCUCAUCUUCUGCUGACCGCACUGUCACACUCUGGACACACAAUCCAUAGCGCACACACACGCAAACAAUUAGCCGCUAUAAUCUGAAAGACACAUUCCCCUGAAACAACACUGCUCCUCCCUCACUAUCAACAGCUCUCACGCCCUUUCGACACACUUGACACUAGACACACACACAAACAGGUGAAUGAGCCUUUCACUCCUGUCUUGUAGAAAACCAAAUGGAUACAAACCUGUGGGUGGCACAUCAAAAGCACAGAUGUUGCAUGUUCUCCUUUUUUCGUUGUAUCUCUCAUGUUUCGUUCAUUGCACCGGUUGUUGACGUUCUGGGCGGGAUCAUUUAAUUUUCUCACUUUUUCUCACUUCACCCCCCCUCAUAUGGCCUCAUCCUAAACCCUUACACUCACACACCAGUCAUUUGCUGCAUGUCGUCAUCACUGAGGAGUUGUUGAGGUUAGACAGGACAGAGUGCUUUGUUCAUGACGGUGCCUUCCUUGAGUUCUGAGUUUUCCAUAACAAAAAUGUAGAAAAGAAAAAAAAAAGAUAAUAUGGUCAUUUUUCAAGAUCAGAUUUUAUUAAGUUAUUUUGAGAAGUCCUACAUUCCUUCUUUUUUUGCAUAUCAUUUUUUUUUUACAGCUAGUGUUACGCUGCUAUUGUUUGGGGGAAAACAAAGAGUUGACUUUAUGGUGUAAAAUGUAAAAA